AUGGUACGACUUACCCGAGGGAUCCUUGUCUUCGUGCUCUACGCCGCAGAAGACAUCCCUAACGGGUAUCUUCUGUGUGUGCAGACCGCAGGGCAUUGGCUAUCGCGGCGACCUCAGCCCUGGUCCAUCGACUCCUCUUCGCGCGAUGUCAAUCUGUGGAAGAGGCUAUCCUUGUACCACAGAGAUACCCCUGCGGACACGUGGAUUCUCCUCGGGCGCCCUGGAUUGGCGACGGGCUUGGACCUCACGUUUAACCCCGCCAAUCGCCUUUCAUUCGAAGACGCGAAUUGGCGGCUUUGGCUCACGCAAGAACCCAGCAUGAUGAAGAUUCCCACUCGAUCGCCCCUCAACCACUUCCUGUGGUACUUUUCAGCGCCGUAUCUCGAGAGCCUCACUCUCGACCGCCGUGCCGAGGUGCAGCAGUCCGACGUCGACAAUAGCACCGAAACGCAACAUGGCAACGGCGACGAGAUGCAACAAUGCGACGUGGUCAAGGGGCAUGAAGAGGUCGAUGGGAUCUUCGGGAUGCUUCAAGCUGCCGAAUUCCCAAAGGUGAAGAACAACGGCAUCUAA
Messenger RNA from Trametes versicolor FP-101664 SS1, 573 nucleotides. RefSeq lists its product as uncharacterized. Bases 1 to 573 code for a protein of 190 amino acids. The transcript has 3 exons. The record is from RefSeq and is a predicted model, not a curated record. Lineage: Eukaryota; Fungi; Basidiomycota; Agaricomycetes; Polyporales; Polyporaceae.